UCGACGAGUCAGUUCGAGGCGGUGUCUGAGUGCUUCAAAACUGACUGUUUAAACAAAAAUGGCGAAUAUUCGAUUCGUUUGUUUGCUUUUGCUCACUAUCCAUUACGCAUUUUCAGUUUUCUCUGCAGAAAUUUAUUUUCGAUGGUGCGCAUUGCCUGGGGAAAAAACCAAGUGUGAUGACUUUAUGAAACACGUAAACAUGACUGCUCAAAACAUGAGCUUAGCUGUUAAAACAAGUUGUGUCGAUGGAACUGACCCUGACGAUUGCAUGGAAAAGAUAAAAAACAGCGAGGCUGAUCUGGUGACAUUGAGUGGUGGAGACACUUACUCAGCGGGUGAAAGAUAUAACUUCAAAGUCAUUGUUUCUGAGCAGUAUGGCGAGUAUGACGUGAAAUACUACAGUGUUGCCAUUGUGAAAAAGAGUAACACAGGCUUCGACUUAAAGAGUCUUAAAGGGAAGAAGUCUUGCCACACUCAGGCUGAAAAGAAUGCAGGUUGGAAAAUUUCCGUGGGAUAUCUUCUGCGCUCAAAGAUCAUGGAUCCCGUGGAUUGUAAGAGCCCAUACAAGGCCUACUUUUCAGCUUCAAAGUUCUUCAGUGAGAGCUGUGUCCCAGGUACCAAAGAUAAAGUUAGUGCAGCUGCAUACGAGAAGGUCAAAAACCUGUGCAGUCUGUGCGCCGGUACUGGAAAUGACAAGUGCUCUACAAACUCUUCAGUUAAUGAAUACGUCAGCCAUAAAGGUGCCUUCAAAUGUAUGAAGGAUGGGAAGGGCGACGUGGCUUUUGUAAAGCUCCAGGUGGACUCACCAGCCGAUUUUUAUGAUAAGGAUAAUCAAAACGACUACCAGUUCUUGUGCCAGAAUGGAGGGAGAAAGGGGAUUGAAGGAUACAAGGAAUGCAAUCUCGGCGCAAGUCCUGCGCAUGCAGUGGUUACAAGGAAGGACAACUCUGACAUCGAAGACAUCAUUAAAAUCUUAAAGGCCAUGAGUUACAAGUACGGCAAGACUCAGACUGACUGGAGUAAGUUCCAGCUCUUCAACUCCUCCAAAUAUAACAACGGGGAAGAUUUGAUCUUUAAAGAUGCAACUACAGCACUCAAAGGUAUAGCGGUGGAUAAACAGAACUAUAUGGGUUACCUUGGAGACAUUUAUGGCAAAAAUGUGAAGGCGCUGACAUCUUGCGAUACAAUCGUUUCUACUUCUUCCGCGACUUCGCCCGUCACUACACUCAUGCUGUUUACAGCUGCGCUGAACGCUCUGCUCAUACCCACAGGCACUGAUACUUUUUGCUUGAUCAGAAAACUAUCCAGGGAUGCAACUGUCAAAGGUUUUUCUUUUUCAGGCCCUAUCAGUUUUAGAUGGUGCGCCUUGUCACACGAGAGAGCCAAGUGUUCUAACUUUACAGAUCAUGUUAAGAUGAUGGCUCAAACUAUGAAUUUGAGUGUGGCUGCGAGUUGCGUCGACGGAAAUAGCACUGAUGAUUGCAUAAAAAAAAUUAUCAAAAAGGAGGCCGACCUGGUGACGCUGGAUGGUGGAAACAUUCACGAAGCUGGGAAAUCGCACGAUUUCAAAGUCAUUGUUGCUGAACAGUAUGGCGAAUACGGGGUCAAAUAUUAUGCAGUUGCUGUGGUAAGAAAGAAUAACACAGGCUUCGACUUAAACAGCCUCAAAGGGAAGAAGUCUUGCCACACUGGAGCUGGGAGAACCGCAGGUUGGAAAGUGGCUGUAGGAUUUCUGCUUCGAUCAAAGAUUAUGCCAGCUGUGGCCUGUGGAAACGAGUCGAACGCUUACUUGUCGGCUGCAAAGUUCUUCGAAGAAAGUUGUGUCCCAGGUACCCCAUCUAAAGUGUCGUCAGGCGUCUAUCAAAUGGUAAGUAACCUCUGUAACCUAUGUGCUGGCCCUGAGAAUGACAAGUGCACCAUAGACAUCUUAAAAAAUAGAUACGUCGGUUAUCACGGAGCCUUCAUGUGCAUGGCGGAGGGAAAAGGUGACGUUGCUUUUGUGAAAUACACGACCACAGAGGAGGUGACUGCAGGAGGAAAAUAUGGGAAACCGGAAGAUUACGAAUACCUUUGCCCUACGGGAGGAAGAAUGGCUGUUGGAAAGCACACGGAAUGCCAUCUCGGCGCAAAUCCUGCCCAUGCUGUGGUCACCAGAGGAAACAACUCUGACAUCGGAGACAUCAUCAAAAUUUUAACGAAGAUGAGCGAAACGUAUGGAGUGAAACAGAAGGACUGGAAAAAGUUCCAACUAUUCAACUCCUCGCAGUACAGCAGCAAUAAUUUGCUCUUUAAAGAUUCAACAACCGCACUGAAUGCUCAACCUGCAGGUAAACAGAGCGUCAUGGAUUACCUCGGAAAAAGUUAUGGCGAAAAUGUGGAUUCCCUGACUUCAUGCGACACCACAACCUCCACGACCCUACCGCCACCGCCUGCCUCCUCUUCUACUGCGAUUCUGCCCGUCUCCUUGCUCGUGCUUUUCACAGCCUUGCUGGACAUGUUCAUAUAAAACGAACUUUGAACGUGCUUCGGGUAGUGAUGAAGCUGAUGAUUAAUAAGUGGUUAGGUCAUCAGGGUACUUCCUUUUUUAGUUCAUGAUCAUUAAUUGCAAAGUUAGUAGAGGGAUAAUAUGGUAAUUGUAAGCUCUAGGCACGCUUUUAUCGUCGCUGGUCAAAAGGUAGCGGCGAAGGCAAGGGAAAUGCUUUUGAGCCCAGAUUAUCCUUAUGACUGUUUGAGCUUUAUCGUUCAAAACUCAUUCAGUUUUGAUUGUCAAUGUUAAGGGUAGAUUUUUUUGUUACUUAUCGAGAGAUAGACAAGUUGAAAACAUUGAAGAUCGAGAAGAUAGAGAUCAAAAUCAAAUAAUGGCUUACCAUCAAUAUUUUUCUUAACACCAAGAAACGCCUCCACUUUUCAGAUUAAACUUUGUUUCCUUGUAAAAUUUGCUUUUAGCCUUUACAAGCCGUUCAGUGUAGUUCUAUGAUUAUAUAAUCCAGCCAGUUUCAAAGACAUCACCGCGCAUGACAUGUGAUAGUGUCGAAUUGACAGCGUUCAGAUCUUUUAUUCGGCUUGGUAAGCCCUUGUCUGAUUUUAUCUUAUUGCGUGUGAAAGAACCUCGCGCGAUGACAGACAAGCAACUCUUUCUCCAGUCUCUCUCCUCAACUUACCACACGCGUUUCCAUUAGCUUUUGUUUUCACCGAGAUACGUUCCGCGUAGGCUACUCAAGUGAUCCAGCUUCUGUGCGUGUUUUAGAGCAACAAAAUCAACAGCCAUAUCGCAUGAUCUCUUAAUAGCGUUACGUUUCCAGUUUCCGUAGCAUGACCAAGUCGAUUUAGACUUUGCACAGAAAUAAAGUUACAUAGAAGGUAGACAGAGAAAAAAGUCCCCGUUUUCAAAUGCAAGCCAUGAUGACAUACGUAGAACAAAAACAUAGACCCGUGAUGUUAAACAGUAUUAGCUUUUAAGCACAUGGAACACUAGUGAAGAUUAGUGAAAUAAAAUUUUGUUCCUAGUUA
Messenger RNA from Pocillopora verrucosa, 3510 nucleotides. The record is from RefSeq and is a predicted model, not a curated record. Lineage: Eukaryota; Metazoa; Cnidaria; Anthozoa; Scleractinia; Pocilloporidae.